UACAAUCAAGAAGAAACUAUAGCCAAACUAAAAAGAGAACCAUUUUAGUAAAAUUUAAGAGAGGAAGAAGGUCCUCUAUAUAAAAGCACAAAAGGUCCUCUUAACAACUAAUACUCCCAUCUUUGCCUUUAUUCUUUCUUUGUUCUUCUUCCAAACAAACAAACAAAGAAUAAUGGAACAAACUAUUUUCAACAAUAGAUCACUUUCAUGUCUAGUUCUUCUUCUUAUUUUGAUUUCCUUUUCAACAUCAGUUGAUGCUUACAAAAAUUACACUGUGGGUGAUUCUUUAGGUUGGUUUGAUAAUCUUGAAAAACCUCUUGUUAACUAUGACAAAUGGACUGCUAACAAAAAAUUCAGCCUUGGUGAUUUUCUAAUAUUUAAUUCAGACAAUAACCAUUCAGUCACUCAAACUUACAACUUUACAACAUACAAAAAUUGUGACUACAACAAUGCCUUAGACAAUGAUACCAUGCAAUGGGUAUCUGCAGAUCCAUCUUCAACAUCAAUUUUUCCAGUUACAGUAGCAGUGCCACUAUUAAAAGUUGGGCCAACAUAUUUUUUCUCUAGCGAUUACGAUGGUGAACAGUGUGAAAACGGUCAACAUUUUAAAAUUAACGUUACAUAUGGUCAAGGAUUGCCUCGAGCCCUUAAGGAUCCGUCUGAUGAUGACUCAAUGGCUCCGAUUAGUCCGAUUUCUGGUGAUGAAGAAUCAGCACCGGAUACGAUUGUUCCUUCCUCGUUCGAUCAUCCACGUGAUGUGAGUACUGAUGAUAGUCCUGAACCUUCAAAUUCGAUUUCAUUAUCGAUGUUUUCUAAGGUUUUAGGUAAUCAAUUGAAUUGGGUAUUCGUUAUGCUUGCGUUAGUUUUUGGUAUUUGUUGAUUAUACAACUGCAAUUUCAUUUUUUUGGAUUUACUAUAUCUUUUUGCAGUCGUUUGGUUUGUAAACAAAGUUAUAUAUGUAUUUAUGUAUGUAUUAUAGUACAAAGAUUUUUUUAUAGAAGCAAAUAAUGUUAUAUGGUUAUUA
Molecule: messenger RNA, 1024 nt
Organism: Solanum pennellii
Lineage: Eukaryota; Viridiplantae; Streptophyta; Magnoliopsida; Solanales; Solanaceae
Product: blue copper protein-like
Exons: 2
Coding region: 173-880 (235 amino acids)
Cellular component (GO): plasma membrane
Molecular function (GO): electron transfer activity
Source: RefSeq, a predicted model, not a curated record